AUGGCCGAACCCGCGUCGGAACUCGAACAAUUCCGCCAGCGAUGGAAGGAAGAAGUCAGCGCUCGUACCAAGAAGCCAGAUAAAAGUACGUCGUCAUCACAGAAGGCGCGAAGGACAAGUGAUCACCGGCCAGAAAGGCCUAUCAACAAACCACCCACUCGCCACCCUGCGGCGGACAUCAAGCAAGACGACUCUGACCACCACAGCGACGCAGACCAUGCCGGCAGCAGCAGUUCAACCACACUCCAGCAACGCAUUGAAACCCUUAGGAUUCGUAACGUUGACGACGAUGACUUUACGCCCACGGCCAGGAAGGAGCCGGAGAGCGCGCUCGAGCACUUUGAGCGUGCGGUGGAGAAAGAAAGUCAAGGCAACCUGGGGGACAGUCUCUCUCACUAUCGGAAAGCUUACAAGCUCGAUGCCAAGGUCGACCAGACGUACAAGAACAAGCACUUUGCCGCAGCAUGGAAGUCGAAACCGGCGAACUCCAACCCGUCCAACGCCGCGGUAACGGUCCCCUCAACUGCUCAUCACUCCCUAGAAGAACCCAAGCGAGAACUUCUACCAUUUGCACAAUUGGUCGAUUCUUUUGCCAAUUGUCCGAUUUUGGGCGCUCCACCCAUCAUCCCUGGAGAUCGUCCUCCCCCAUGUGGGAUCAAAAAACUGCCCACGGAGGUAUUGUUGGAUUUGCUUCAGCAUGUUGCGAUACGCGACCCAGCCAUCUAUGUCCGCUUGUCCCUAGUGUGCAAGAAGCUGGCCUACCAUGUCAUGACCGACAAUAGCAUCUGGAAACGCGUCGCGUUAGGUCCAGAGUUCGGCCUCGCAAGCCAACAGUACAACUUCAACACCGACCUGCAAGGCCGGCAGAUCAUAUUCGACACAUUGAAUCAAGGCCCUGACGAGGAUAGCCGGCCGUCGCCAAGCCUGGUUACGGAGAUUCCUUUCCCAAAGGACACCAUGUGGCGAGAUGUCUUUCACAACUACCCUCGCAUCCGCUUCACGGGCGUCUACAUUUCCACCGUCAACUAUACACGGCCGGGUGGCGCUUCUGCCACCGCCAGCACGUGGCUAAAUCCUGUCCAUAUCGUUACGUAUUACCGAUAUCUACGGUUCUUCCGCGACGGUACCUGCAUUUCUCUACUGACCACCAGCGAACCUAUCGAGGUGGUCCACCACUUAACACCCGAGAACCUCAAUUUUGUCCGCUCUGGUAAGAAAGAAGCGGCAGGACAUCCUCUGAACUUCACCUCUUCGGCGCCCGCACUCCUCAGAGACUCUGCUCCUUCCUCCUCCACAGGUGGGACUGGCGCUGUUGCACCACCCCCCUCGGCGCGAGACGUCAUGAAACACGCCCUCCGUGGUCGCUGGCGCCUCUGUCAUCCAAGCCUUGAUGGCCCCAUGACAGUUACAGACGGCCCAACCACAGGGCCCCCAACGAACCAGUCGUCGCCCAAACCCACCAUGUCUCCCGGCGACUUGCACAUCGAAACCGAGGGCGCCGGCCCAAGGUAUAUGUAUACGAUGCACUUGUCGCUAAAACACGCGGGUAAUGCCAGGUCGAAAUAUACCACCAAGAACAACAAGCUGGUGUGGAAGGGUUUCUGGAGCUUCAACGUGCUCACGAACGAUUGGGCCGAGUUUCAUUUGAGGAAUGACAAGCCCUUCUUUUUCUCGAGGGUGAGGGGAUAUGGGCUCGGGUACUGA
This is a messenger RNA of Cladophialophora carrionii CBS 160.54, 1704 nucleotides long. RefSeq lists its product as uncharacterized. NCBI's taxonomy places the organism in Eukaryota, Fungi, Ascomycota, Eurotiomycetes, Chaetothyriales, Herpotrichiellaceae. The record is from RefSeq and is a predicted model, not a curated record. Bases 1 to 1704 code for a protein of 567 amino acids. The transcript has a single exon. Gene Ontology annotation, cellular component: SCF ubiquitin ligase complex. Gene Ontology annotation, biological process: SCF-dependent proteasomal ubiquitin-dependent protein catabolic process. Gene Ontology annotation, molecular function: protein binding.